This is a messenger RNA of Rhinichthys klamathensis goyatoka, 1224 nucleotides long. RefSeq lists its product as uncharacterized. The record is from RefSeq and is a predicted model, not a curated record. The coding region runs from base 508 to 1224 and encodes 238 amino acids. Lineage: Eukaryota; Metazoa; Chordata; Actinopteri; Cypriniformes; Leuciscidae. The transcript has 3 exons.
AGAAAUAAUCAAAGAAGUCCAGACAAGUAGUUUUUUUAUCAAUCCAGGCAGAUGAAACCACAGAUAUUGCCACACUGGCCCAGCUUGUGCUUGUUUUGCGCUACAUCGACGACAAAAAUAACGUGCAGGAAAGAUUUUUUGAGUUCAUCCCUCUGCAGUCAGCUACAGCUGAGUCCAUUGCUACUGCACUAAAAGAGCGUCUUGCUUCUAUCCUCCCCGAGGAUCAGAAAAGUAAGCUCAUCUGCCAGGCAUAUGAUGGAGCCAGCGUGAUGAGGGGUGCCACUGCAGGUGUACAGAGAAAAGUACAAGAUGUGUAUCCAAAUGCCCACUAUAUCCACUGCUACGCUCAUCAGCUCAACCUGAUUAUGCAGCAGGCCACGUCUCACAUAUCCAAGACGAGAAUUUUUUUUUCUAACAUUGGUGGAUUUGCCAGCUUUUUUUCUAAGUCACCCAAGCGGACAUGUUUUCUGGAUAAAGUGGUUGCCCAUAGACUGCCAAGAUCCAGCAAUGUCAGAUGGAACUUUCAUAGCCGUGCCAUUAAUACAGUUUGAGCACAGAGAGGAUCUCAUUCACUGUUUUGAGAGCAUACAAGACUCCGGUGACUUUGACCCCAAUACUGUCAGAGAAGCAGGUGCCCUGGCCAUGCUACUGGAGGAUGAUGAUUUUAAGUUCUUUCUGGAACUUUAUCACCACAUCAUGCCACAUGUAGACUUCCUCUAUGCCAAGCUCCAGAAGAAGAACAUUGAUUCGGUCCAUAUCAAAGUGAGCAUCCAACAGUUCCAACAGGAAAUACAAAAGAUCAGAAACUCUCUCCACUCCAUUGGUGAACAUAACAGUGGUUCUCAGCCAACAAAGAGACGCCGGGUGCUCAGUCCGGAAGAACGUGAAAGGAUUGCAGCAGAGGUCUGUGACACAAUCCUGGGACACACUAGGGAGCGUUUCUCCUUCACAGACCACCUUGUCUGUGCCACCUUGUUGCAGGGGGACAGGUUUGACGAGUACAAGGAUACCUUUCCUGCCGAUGCAUUGAGCAGCACCAUCAGAGCGUACCCGAUGCUCAAUGGAAGCAAGCUCAAGACAGAGCUCAGUCUUAUCUACAGCAAGCAAGAGUUCUGUGCCUGCCGUGGUGCUGUGGACCUAUUCCAGCUGUUUAUGGAGAAUAAUCUCGAAGAAGUCUUUUCCGAAACCGUGACUCUCCUAAAAGUUAUCAAACCACACCCAUGA